Molecule: messenger RNA, 3708 nt
Organism: Nanorana parkeri
Lineage: Eukaryota; Metazoa; Chordata; Amphibia; Anura; Dicroglossidae
Product: plasma membrane calcium-transporting ATPase 2-like
Exons: 20
Coding region: 1-3708 (1235 amino acids)
Biological process (GO): calcium ion transmembrane transport; regulation of cytosolic calcium ion concentration
Cellular component (GO): membrane; intracellular membrane-bounded organelle
Molecular function (GO): P-type calcium transporter activity; ATP binding; ATP hydrolysis activity
Source: RefSeq, a predicted model, not a curated record
AUGGCAAACAAUUCUACUGACAAUUCAUCUGACCACCAUUGUGCUUCUGCUUUGAAUUAUGGCAACUAUGAAGGAGAUUUUGGCUGCAGUGUGCAGGAACUGAGAGAGCAGAUGGAGCUAAGAGGUGAAGAGGCAGUCACCCGCAUAAGGGAUACAUAUGGUGGAGUUCCUAACAUCUGUCGGAGGUUAAAGACCUCUCCUGUGGAAGGUUUGUCUGGGAAUCUUGCUGACUUGGAGAAGAGAAGGCAGGAGUUUGGAAAAAACUUCAUUCCUCCCAAAAAAUCCAAAACCUUUUUACAGCUUGUUUGGGAGGCCCUGCAAGAUGUCACCUUAAUCAUUCUUGAAAUCGCAGCCAUAAUAUCCCUUGGUUUGUCCUUCUACCAUCCUCCUGGGGGACACAAUGAAGCAUGUGGGGAAGCUUCAGCAGGCGUGGAGGAUGAGGGCGAGUCACAAGCUGGUUGGAUUGAGGGAGCUGCAAUCUUAUUCUCUGUCAUCAUUGUGGUUUUGGUAACGGCAUUUAAUGACUGGAGUAAGGAGAAGCAGUUCCGGGGCCUCCAGACUCGCAUUGAGCAGGAGCAGAAGUUUACUGUUAUCCGAAAAGGACAAGUUAUCCAGAUUCCUGUGGCAGAAUUGGUCGUGGGAGACAUAGCACAAAUCAAAUAUGGUGAUCUCUUACCUGCAGAUGGAAUCUUAAUUCAAGGCAAUGAUCUGAAAAUUGAUGAAAGUUCAUUAACUGGAGAAAGUGACCAGGUCAAAAAAUCUCUUGAGAAGGACCCCAUGUUGCUGUCUGGUACACACGUGAUGGAAGGAUCUGGGCGUAUGGUGAUCAGUGCAGUCGGUGUCAACUCACAAACAGGCAUUAUAUUCACCCUUUUGGGGGCAGAAAGUGAGGAUCAAGAAAAGGCGUCUAAAAAAGCAAAAACACAAGAUGGCGUGGCCUUGGAAAUACAACCAUUAAAAUAUGAGGCUGGUGGAGAAAGCGAGGAAAAAGAGAAGAAAGUCGUCAAAGGGCCAAAGAAGGAAAAGUCUGUUUUGCAGGGAAAGUUGACCCGGCUUGCUGUGCAGAUUGGAAAAGCAGGUCUAAUCAUGUCUGGCAUAACAGUGAUCAUCCUGGUGCUUUUCUUUGUUAUUCACACUUUUGGUGUAAAGGGACAACCAUGGCUUGCAGAAUGUACUCCAAUCUAUAUCCAGUAUUUUGUAAAGUUUUUCAUUAUUGGUGUCACUGUGUUGGUGGUUGCUGUUCCCGAGGGACUCCCUCUUGCAGUCACUAUAUCUCUUGCUUAUUCUGUCAAGAAAAUGAUGAAAGACAAUAACUUAGUACGACACUUGGAUGCAUGUGAAACUAUGGGUAAUGCUACAGCCAUCUGCUCUGACAAGACUGGAACAUUAACUAUGAAUCGAAUGACUGUAGUUCAAGCUUAUGUAGGUGGUACCCACUACCGACAAGUUCCUGAUCCUGAGGCUCUGAACCCUAAAAUUCUGGAACUGCUAAUCAAUGGAAUUUCAAUCAACUCUGCAUACACAUCAAAAAUAUUGCCUCCAGAAAAAGAAGGUGGUCUUCCUAGGCAGGUGGGUAACAAGACGGAGUGUUCUCUGCUGGGAUUUGUGUUGGACCUAAAGCAAGAUUACCAAGCUGUACGCAAUGAGAUACCAGAGGAGAAGCUCUACAAGGUUUAUACAUUCAAUUCAGUGCGCAAAUCCAUGAGCACUGUAGUUGGCGAUCUUGGAGGAGGAUUCCGUAUGUACAGUAAAGGCGCCUCAGAAAUCAUUAUGCGCAAAUGUACAAAGAUUUUGGAUCACGAAGGGGAGGUGUGCCCAUUUAAACCUAGAGAUCGUGAUGAGAUGGUAAAGAAAGUGAUCGAACCAAUGGCAUGUGAAGGACUGCGGACAAUUUGCUUAGCAUAUUGUGAAUUCCCAGCCGGGACAGAACCUGAAUGGGAUAAUGAAUCUGACAUUUUGUCUAACCUUACUUGUAUUGCUGUGGUGGGCAUUGAAGACCCUGUUCGGCCAGAGGUUCCUGAGGCUAUCCUGAAGUGCCAGCGAGCAGGGAUCACAGUACGCAUGGUAACUGGUGACAACAUAAAUACAGCUCGUGCCAUUGCAACAAAGUGUAGCAUCCUUCAACCUGGUGAAGACUUCUUGUGCCUUGAAGGCAAAGAGUUUAACACAUUAAUUCGAAAUGAAAAAGGAGAGGUAGAACAAGAGAAGUUGGACCAAGUGUGGCCAAGACUCCGGGUGCUGGCUAGAUCAUCCCCUACUGACAAACAUACAUUAGUAAAAGGCAUUAUUGACAGCACAGUGACGGAACGUAGACAGGUAGUAGCUGUAACAGGAGAUGGAACAAAUGAUGGACCAGCAUUAAAGAAAGCUGAUGUGGGAUUUGCAAUGGGUAUAGCUGGAACAGAUGUGGCAAAGGAAGCUUCAGACAUUAUCUUAACAGAUGAUAAUUUCACCAGCAUUGUGAAGGCUGUCAUGUGGGGUCGCAAUGUGUAUGACAGCAUUUCCAAAUUUCUCCAAUUCCAGCUGACUGUAAAUGUGGUUGCAGUAAUUGUGGCCUUUACUGGGGCCUGUAUCACUCAGGACUCUCCUUUAAAAGCCGUGCAGAUGCUGUGGGUCAACUUGAUCAUGGACACAUUUGCUUCUCUUGCACUAGCCACGGAACCCCCUAUGGAAUCACUACUUCUGCGUAGACCAUAUGGACGUAACAAACCACUUAUCUCGCGCACCAUGAUGAAAAACAUACUGGGGCAUGCUGUAUAUCAACUGACUAUCAUCUUCACUCUGCUCUUUGCAGGUGAAACAUUUUUUGACAUUGACAGUGGAAGAAAUGCUCCCUUGCACUCUCCUCCUUCAGAGCAUUAUACUAUUGUUUUCAACACCUUUGUUAUGAUGCAACUUUUCAAUGAAAUCAAUGCACGCAAAAUCCAUGGAGAACGCAAUGUCUUUGAGAACAUCUUUAAGAAUCCUAUCUUUUGUGCAGUGGUCGUGGGGACCUUUGCAGCACAGAUAGUGAUUGUGGAAUUUGGAGGAAAGCCAUUCAGUUGUUCCAGUCUUACUCUGGCCCAGUGGUUCUGGUGCAUCUUCAUUGGAAUUGGGGAAUUAUUGUGGGGUCAGUUUAUCUGUUCAGUUCCUACAAGUCGACUUAAGUUCUUAAAAGAGGCAGGACAUGGAGCAAUGAAAGAAAAUAUUCAACAGGAGCAAUUCGCAGAGGAUGAGGAUGAAAUUGAUCAUGGAGAAAUGGAGCUCAGGAGAGGACAGGUCUUGUGGUUUAGAGGUUUGAAUCGGAUACAAACUCAGAUGGACGUAGUUUAUACAUUCCAGACGGGCGGUACCUCUUUACAAGGGGCUCUGAGGCGUCAGCCUUCCACCAUAAGCCAGCACAUCGAUGCUAAACAUGUCUCUAGUCCAACACAUAUUAAAGUGGUUAAUGCUUUCCGCAGUUCCCUGUAUGAGGGGCUUGAGAAGCCAAAGGCUCGCAAUGCUAUUCAUAACUUCAUGACCCAUCCGGAGUUCACACCACAGGUGGCAAGGUCUAACCCCCAACCAAUGGACAGUGACAGUGAGGGUGAGGAAUCUCUGAGUCUUCUGAAGGGACACAAUGAACAAGCAUACAACCACAAUAACAACUCAUCUGCUGACUCAUUCCCGUUGGACAUCAGAGUGUUAUCGCCUGAGAAAACUCUGCAUAGCUUGGAAACCUCCAAGUAA